Molecule: messenger RNA, 3729 nt
Organism: Musca domestica (house fly)
Lineage: Eukaryota; Metazoa; Arthropoda; Insecta; Diptera; Muscidae
Gene: hig
Product: locomotion-related protein Hikaru genki
Exons: 10
Coding region: 167-2854 (895 amino acids)
Source: RefSeq, a predicted model, not a curated record
CUUUUUAUAUUAAUUCCACCCGUUUUCGAAUUGGAGAGACCUACCAAUUUGUUUCCGCUGGAUUUUUGUCACCUAUACGUUGUCGACAGGACAUCUAUACAAAGACGUGAAAAAGGAAUAAAAAAUAUAAUGUGGUGAAUUGCAAACAUAAAAUUCCUCCAUCGAAAUGCUCCUGUUACAGUUUUCACAAUAUUUACAAAGGAUGCCACACAAGCCCAGUUUGGUAUUUUUAUUGCUGCUCAUUGUUUCCACUACUUUCCUGGAUAAAACGGCUGCAAACCUUGAAACUGAGGCACCCCAAACAACUACUCCUGAACCGGACGCUUCACCGGGAUGCAAGGCACCAGAUAUUCGGUUCACUGUUGUAAAGCCAGAGACGACCACUCACCAACCGUAUGCCAAGUUCGAAACGACACCUUCUUAUACGGCUGAUGAAUUCACAACAUCCGACGUAGAAUUUGUCGAAAGGAUUAAUAUUGACCUGACAGGACGUCAUAACGGCAAUCAAAUGGGAGGCAUUGUGAAUCCCUAUCAGGUCAGUAUGAAUGAUCAUAAUGCAGCUGGAAAUCUGCACGCCAACGAUAUGGCAGCGGCGGAUGAAGACGCAGGCGAAGACGAAGAUGCAGACCCAGAUGGAUCAACUCCAAAUCCUCUCCAAAGCCGCAAGAACAAUGCUAAAAAACGACGAACCGGCCAGGGUCAACGGAGGCGCAUAGAAAACGAAAAUGGCCAGACCCGUGGUCGCGGUAGCCGUUACAAGCGACACCUGGUGGAUUAUGUCGUUAAUAAUGCUCUCGAUGCGGAAAAUUCAAUGGGGAACCUAUCCAAUGUGACAAGGGAUGUGUAUUACAUUCGUUUCGACAACGACACAAAGAAUCUUGGCCCGAAUAGUGAACUCAAAUAUACAAUUUAUCGAUUGAAAAGCAAACGCCGAAAUCAUGCGCAGAAUCAAACCACAUAUGUUGACGCAUCGGAAAAUGGGAUAAAGCCACAUCAUCGACAUCGCGGGGAGAUUCGGGACUUCAAACAUACGCCCAGCACGGAUGACCAAGACGGAAACAAUGGUCUCGCACCACCAUUGGAGCCGACUAAAGAGGUUGAUGCUUAUGCCAACACACACUCCAAUGUGAGUGAAAAUAGCACUUUGCAACGCGUAAAGCGCAAAUCAGGCAAAACCACCGGCGCUCUUAGUCGUCCCAAGGGUGGUGGCGAUUCCAGUUCAAAAACGACAAGCCGCAAGGACAAAGGUAUUUUUGAUGAAGAUGGCGGCUAUUCCCCCGUUCAUCCCGACGAGGGAGACUCCGACGAAGAGGACGAAGAGGAGGAAGAGAUUGAUAUACAACAACAGUUCACUGAAGUGUCGGAAAUUCGUUUCCCUGGAGAAAUUGGUCCUUUGGGAGAUAGACGCUUGUGCAAAAUUCGGUGUGUCAAAGGAAAGUGGGUGGGUCCACUCUGUGCCACCAAUGAGGAGGAUGAAAACGGAAAUGUGAAAUUUCAGCCGUUGUAUAAGUCGUGUCAUGUCCAAAGAAUUCCGCCCUAUUUACUGUUGAGUUACCGCAACAUCUCUGUGACCCCCAUCUACCGUUCUCGUCGCAAUCGAACGUCUAAAUCGAAUUUUAUUUCCAAUACACAAAUUAAUGUUGGCUGGGACCUGCCGCAUGGUCACUCUCUGCAAGCGCGAUGUAAAGACUUAGGUAUGUACAAGCUGCUGGGCGAAUCGAGGGUUCUGUGCUCGAACGGCUUGUGGGCGCCGCGAAUGCCUUCGUGUGUACCCACAACCUUACUGACAAACUUUUCGGACGACAGUGCUCCGUCCAUUAAAUACAAGAUCUUGAACGGCUCGGGCUCCUUCGAACCAUCGGGAGUACUGGCAGUGUUGCCGCACAGCACAAUUUUGUUAGACUGCAUGUAUCCAAGGGUGCGCGGCAUACCCGAAUGGACCUGGACUAGUUGGUAUAUGCAAUACCCAACGGGUUGGACCCAUGAGGAUAAGAACUUACGCUAUCGCCUAAGCAUUAAAGACAUCGAAAGCAAGGACUCUGGGACAUUUACUUGCACGUCGCCCAGAGGUCUCACUAACAGUGUUAGCAUAGCUGUAGCGCAAUCCACUUGCCCGCAGCUUCCAGAACCGGCGCCACCGCUCACAUUGCGUUUAGAAGGUAACAAGCUAGGCCAGAGGGCUAUGUACCGUUGCCCACCUGGCUUCAGAGUGGAUGGUAUUGUAAAUGCAACAUGUUUAGCUUCCGGCAAUUGGUCAUCGCCGCCGCCAACGUGUCAAGCUGUCCAAUGUCCACGUUUGAUUUUAGAUGAUCCACACCUGAGUUUGGUUGAGUUGAAUACAUCUGCUUGGGGGCGGGCGGUGUUCAAAUGCCAGUGGGGUUUCAAACUGACCGGUCCACCGGGUUUGGAAUGUGAUCCGUCGGGCGUGUGGAGUGGCACAGUACCCAGAUGUAAAGCCAUACAGUGUCCAACGCCUGUAGCCCCGUUGAAUGGACGGAUUGGGGGUACGAAUAUGAAUCAACGACGCCUUACCGUUGGAGCGCUUAUAACUUUCAGUUGCAACGAAGGUCACACCCUGGUCGGAGAGCCGAGUAUUAUUUGUACCGAGAGUGGGCUAUGGUCUCAUCCACCGCCGUUUUGUAAAUCAGGGUGCCCUUACCCCGGAGAUCCUCCAAAUGGACUUUUGGCACCGUUGAAAUUUAAUUACGAAUCCGGUGACUAUAUAAGUGUCCAGUGUCGCCCGGGUUAUAUUCAAUAUAAUGAGAUUGGUGGUCCACCAGAUCGGCCCAAAUGCCUGCCUGAUGGCAACUGGUCUAGUCCUGUACCAAAAUGUCGUAGCUACGAAGAUGUGUAGCUGAUAAAAUCGAAAACUUUGUUUACCCGUUUAGACUAUUUUAAGCUAAUUAACUAAUUUAACCCGCACCAAUUUCUUUGUACAGAGAUCACGUCACCUGCCAAUCCUAUAUAUGUAAAAAUAUAUAUAUUUAUUUAUAAAGUAUUCAUCCCGUGAUUGUAUAUGAACGUUAUGUAAUUAAAUUCCCAAGAUUAAAAUGUAUCUUUAUGUCAUAGGCUUUGGAAACAGUCAUCUGGGUGUAUUUAAAAUGUAAGGGGUUCAAUGUAGAUAACCCGUCAACCUGGAUCGGGUUGCUUUAAGAAGCUUCAACUAGCUUUUUGGAAGUUUAUACACUUACAUAAAUAUGUGUAGGAAACCACUUCCAAAUAUGCAUUAUUUUAAAAUUUCUUACAUUGGCAAUUUGCAGCUUACAAAUUUAAUCCCAUGUCAGAAGAACAUUUCAAGUCAAACCUCAAGCAGUCAAUUCAUGUUGGGCGUGUUUUCCAAUUAUUUUGUGAAAUGAAUGCGACAAAAUUGUCAUUCGAAGUCUUCAGGGUAGUCUUUUACAUUUGUGAUUUAUUUUAUACGAUGCAAUUGCAGAAAACUAAAAGUUAAAUUAGAUAAAUUCCUUUCGCUGCAUUGGAUAAACUCCUUUCGAUAUUCCCCCAGAUAUGUUAUCAACCACGCUGGUCGAAAACAAUAUAGCUUUCAAAACGUUAUACAAUGUGAAUUUUUUUUGACAUAGGAAUCAAUCGCAUUAAAUAGUUAAAUAGUGUAUUGAUACUUGAUAUUAGUGUAUUUACACAUAAUUAGUUGUUUGAUAAUUCGUUCCACCAAACUCUUGUAAUUUACUUACAUAAGAAAAGAAAAAUGUAGCAAUAAAAAUAAAAUUUAAU